CAGACACGAGUUAUAGAUGGAGAAUCGUAACAAAUAACACUAUUGGAACUACAGUACAUCGCUGACUCGAAACACGGGCAAAUGGGGAGAUCGAUUUCGGAACCGAAAACAAGCUUUCCAGAAAGAAUUGUCACAGUCGAACACGGGCCAUUCGAGGAAAAACGAAAACCCGGGUGUGGGUGUGAUGGUACGGAUCGGAGUCCCAACCAAACCAAACCAAAUCGAACCCACCCCUUUUACAACAACAGGUGGAGGGUUCGUUGGUUGGUUGCCUCCUCGGGGUGUCCCCUCGGGCGCGUUUUGGUGCGAACCCGUUUUGCCACAACCACACGCCACAAAGGCAAUAUUCGGGGUACGAAUUAUGCUGCAAGCGAAAUCGCUGGGCGCGUGCGUGGUGUCGAUGCCGGUCCCCUCACAGGAAGGCAGGGGGCGGUUCCACAACCAACCACUCGAACCAUCGGGCCGAACACUGCGGUUCGGUUCGUUUCGUUUCGUUUCCCUUUGCGUUGCGUUCCGUUCGCGUCUCGUCUAAUCUCACGAGGCCGUCCACCGCAUCAGGGGCUGGCUGUUGGGCCCCCGCAGGGGCUCGCCGCUCGGUGCCUUGGCGGUCUGUGUUCGUUUGGCCCUGCCUCCCUUCUGCUUGCGGGCGCGCUGCUCGGCCGCCUCUAGGACCGCGGCCCGCCGCUCCGAUUUCGUGGGAUCAAGGGCCGGCUCUGGAACGGACGAUCCCAGCCGGUGUCCCUGUGUGUGUGUGUGUGUGUGUGUGCGUGCGGCAACGGGCGGGGCAAACGGCGACAAAGGGUUCCGGGAAGGGGUGAGAACGGGGCGAAAGAGAAAAAGACGACGGCGGCGACCGCACCAUCACCGGGGCACGAGAGCGAAAGACCGUCAAGAAAAAACGGUGCCCUUUCACGCAACGCAACGCAACAAUACUCAACUGAACUCAACUGAACUCAACUCAACUGAACUCAACUCACCGCUCCCGGGAAGGCCUGUUUCGCUUUCGCUUUCGCCCUCGGUUUCGACGAUGAGGAUUUUGCGGAAGCGCUGCCUUCGGCGACCCCCGCGUUUGAGCUCAUGCAAGACCCCAUGGCGAGGUUUGGAUUGGAUUGGAUGUCGGUGGAACCGGACGGAACGAAUCGAAUCGAAUCUAAUCGAAUCGAAUCCAAUCGAGUUUUGGGUCACCAGUGGGUUUCAAAAGAUGAACCAAAACGGCACGAGUGCUCGUAUCUUCUACCGGUAGCAGUGUCAUGGUGUUCGGACGGAUCCUUUUGCAAUUGCUGUAGGGAAGUUACGCAUGUUGUACCAUAUAGUACUAAAUCUACUGCAGUACAUUACUCGUACUCGUACUUCUCGAGAACAUCUUCACAUCAAGCAAGGAGGCCUUCGAACAACAAGGCAAGGCGUAUGGAACGAAAGGUUCGAGGUCACCGUAGAGAGACCUCGUUCAAAAGCUGCCUCGUUGCGCGGUCACGUGCGGUUUUGUCGUGUUUCGAAUCGAUCGAAUCGAAUCGAUCGAAUAAAAUCACUGUGAAAUCGAAUUCCUUCCUUGUGUGUUUUGUUUUGAACAUCAUUUUUUGUCGAUUGAUUCCGAACAAGAAACAACCAUCCCGAGCACCAAAACACGAACCAACUCUCCCACACCUCGGCUCCACACAGAGACACGACCAAAGACAAGCAGAGCAAAGCCAAGCCAAACAAACCAAAGCACACCCGGACGAGCGAACAAGCCAUGCCGGUGGAGGCCGGUUCCGAUCCGCGCGGUGCGGACGCAUCCCUUGGCACGUCCGCAACCGCGGCGGGCAGCGGGAGGCCCCACCACCACCCUCCCGGCGGAAGCCAAGCGCCGACCGCUCCGCAGGGCCUCCACCACCGCCCCACCGGCGGCCACCCCCCUCCGGAGGCGGGCGGGCCGCCGAGAAGCACAAGCAGCGGCAGCAACACGAUCCUCGGGAGGCCGGACCCCCGGCUCUGGGCCACCGUGGCGUGGAUGCCCCACGCGAGCCUCUCGCAGACCUCCCACGUUGCCGUCUCGGUCCGGGCCGCCCUGGCCACGGUCCACGGCGGAAGCGUCGGAAGCAGCAGCGGUGACGGCAGCAGCGAUGCCCCAACGCUUUCGUGGAGGGUCGGCGUCGCGAUCAAGGGCCUGGCCGGCCUGGAGCUGGCCCCGGUGGGCUCCGAGACGGGGUCCGCGCCCCUCCUCCCGCUGGGCCAUCUCCGGGGACACCCCUCGGUGACGGGGGCGACCCACGCGUGCGUCUGGGACCGGGGCGGCGGCAGCAGCAGCAACAGCAGCAGCCACAACAACAACAACAACAACAGCACUAGCCACAACAAUACUAGCAACUCGAACAGCCACAAGACCAGCGGGGGCCUCCUCCAGGUCCCCCUGCGGUGGAGGGACCUGCCGCGGGACGCCUGCCUGGAAUUCACCGUGGCCAGUGGCAACCGCCGCGGGGACGCGAGCUACGAGCCGGCGAGGCUCUCCCUCUUUGACGACUACGGGAGGCUGAGGAGCGGGCUCAACCGGGUCCCGCUGCGCUUUCGUGGGGGCGGACGGAAGCGGGGGGAGCAGCAAAAGCAUCAGGAACAGCAACCACCGCCACCACCACCAAAGCAGGGGUGGCAGCGCCACGACGACGAUCCGGUCUGGAAGGCGUCGAAAAUUCUCGAGCAGCUGGACCGGUUCGAGGACCAGAACAGCAGCGGCAACGGCAAUAGUGCGGCGGGGAGCAGAACCACCGCCCCGGGCCGCGGCAGCAAGCGACCGCCGCAACCAGCGUCCACCCAGCAGCAGCAGCAACAGCAGAACCAACAGCAGCACCCCCACCGGCAGCUCCACGCCAAGCCGCACAACCCCCGGCACUACUUUGGCGACGUCCCGAGCGUCCCCUGGCUCGACCGCAUGGCCCGGGACCACUGCGAGGAGGUCCUCGAGGAGGCCAGGACGAAGGCGAGGCACCUCGUGGCGUGGCCGCCGCAAACACCGGCUACGGGCAAAGCCGCAGGCGCGAGCGACGAAGCCAGGGACGACGCCCUCGACACGGCGGAGGACCCGCCCCCCGCCUGGCUGGUGGUAGAGAUUCCCUCCUUCGACGUCCCGGUCGUCCACGAGGAAACCUUUUACCCGGUCCCGCGCCACGGGCCCUCGGGGUCGGUCCACCCCUCGGAGGUCGCCGAGCACAAGCAGCAGCAACGCGAGCGGCAGCACGCGCCGCCGCCAACCACCUCCCACGAGCCACCCCCCUUCCACCCCCUGGGAGCGGUCCCCUUUCUGGACUACGAGAACGAGAACGACAGCCCCACCGACGACAAGUACCGGACCCUGGCCCACGACCUCCUCCGCGGCCUGGUCGACCCGGCCCUCAAGCCGGACCGGAAGCAGCGGGACAAGCUGGCGGCCAUCAUCGCCUCGCCCUCCCACCACCCCACCCGGGCCGAGAAGGACCUCCUCUGGCGCUUCCGCUUCUCGCUGGUCGACAACCACCGGGCCCUCGCCAAGUUCCUCCUGGCCGUCGACUGGACGGUCGAGUCGGAGGCCGUGCAGGCCUCGGAGCUCCUGGAGCAGUGGAGGAAGCGGAGCCCGAUCGCCGUCACGGACGCCCUCAAGCUCCUCGGCAAGCAGGUGGCCUACCAGACCAACCUGGUGCGGGCCUACGCGAUCGACACCCUCGAGGCCGCCCCCGACGAGGAGCUCGGCCUCUACCUCCUCCAGCUGGUCCAGGCCCUCAAGUUCGAGAACAGCCUGCAGCAGCAGCAACAACAAGAAACUACGGCCGAGGCCGGAUCCCCCCCGGUCGACUCCGGCCCCAAGAAAUCCUCCCUCGCUACCUUUCUCAUCGCCCGGGCCAGCAAGAACGUCCUGCUGGCGAACUAUUUGUACUGGUACCUCAAGGUCGAGCUGCAGGACCCGGCCCACGGGGCCCGCUACAGGGAAAUCUUCGACGGCUUUCGGGCCGUCCUGUCUGCCACCCCGUACCCGAGGGCGCUGGAGGGGGAGGCGGCCCCGGCCUCCCCUUCCCACCCCCGGUUCUCCUCCUCCUCGUCCUCCUCUCUGGCGGCCUCCGCGGGCCCCUCGGCCUCGUCCCUGGUCAACAAGCUCGGCGAGUCGGUGUCCAAGCUCGGCGACAAGCUCCUGAAAACGGACUCGGGCCAUCCGAGCGGGAACGGCGCCCCCGGGCAGUCCGGCAGAGCCGGGCAAAGGGCCCGCAGCAGCAGCCGCAGCGUCUGGGAGGUCCUCUCGGACCAGGACCGGUUCAUCUCCGGCGUCAUGGACGCCCAGAUGUCCUAUUCCUCCAAGGCCCGGCAGCCGGCCAAGGAGGCCCACCUGCGGUCGGUUCUGGAGGCCGAGGGGUACGCCCCCAGCCACUCCCGGGCCGGCUUUCCGAUGCCCUGCGCCCCCGAGAUCGUGGUCGACGGGAUCCUCCCGGAGACCGCCAGGGUCUUCCGGUCGGCCGUCUACCCGGCCCUGAUCGAGUUCCACGCGCUCAGGGUCGUGGACAAGGCCGCCUUUGCGCAAGACCCAAGGCCGUCGAGCAGGUCCGGCAAAAGGGGGGCCGCCCCCCCGCUCCCGAAACCACCGCCGCCGACGCUCAAGCGACCCGGGAGCUACCGCGUCCUCAUGAAGACGGGGGACGACCUCCGCCAGGACCAGCUGGUCAUGAUGAUGAUCAAGCUCAUGGACCGCCUCCUCAAGAGGGCCUCGCUGGACCUCUGCAUCACGCCCUACUCGAUCAUCGCCACCUCCCCGUCCUCCGGGAUGAUCGAGUUCGUGGAGGACUCGGUCCCCCUCUCGGCCAUCCUGGCCAACCACAACAACUCGAUCGCGAGGUUCUUCCGGUCGGUCGCCCCACAGGCCGGGGCGAGGCACGGGAUCCGGCCGGACGUCCUGUCCAGCUACGUGCGGAGCGUCGCGGGUGAGUUUUUGGAUCGAUCGGUCGGUCGGUCGGUCGGUCGUUUGUGGCUUCUGCUUGGUUUCGCUUGGCUUGGCGCGGGAACACCGUUUGGGGCAGACGAUCUCGAACUCACUCGCUUGGUCUUUUUGCCCGCUUGGUUUUGUCUCUUUUUUCUCUCUCUCUCUUUCCAGGAGGAUGCGUUCUCACUUAUCUCCUCGGUGUGGGAGACAGGCACCUCGACAACCUCAUGAUCACCAAAACCGGGAGAUUCUUUCACAUCGAUUUCGGAUUUUUGUUCGGAAGGGAUCCGAAACCGUUGCCACCGGCCUUUCGGCUGACGCGGGAAAUGGUCGAGGGAAUGGGGGGCUCCGAGUCCGCGGAAUACCGGCAGUUCUGUUCCCUGGCCUGCCAGGCCUUCAACGCCCUCCGCAAGUCGGCCGGCCUGGUCCUGAACCUCCUCCACCUGAUGAGCGACGCGGGGAUCGAGGACCUCUCGAACAACCCGUCGGCCGACGCGGACGGCGUCAUUGCCAAGGUCGAGGAGCGCUUCAAGCUGGACCUGACGGACGAGCAGGCCGAGCGCUUCUUCCUGGGACUCAUCCACGAGAGCCAGUCGGCGCUGGCGCCCCGCCUCAUGGACGUCUUCCACUCCAUUGCGGUGGCGCGGAGGUAGAAGCCGGCACACACGCGCAGCCGUUUGUGCACGGGGCGGGGGCGAUGGGAAAAGGGAACGGAAACGCCACCAAACCGAUCGAGUAUUCGAGUGUAUUUGAUACGGUGCCGUUCCCUCUGCUACCGAAAAACGUCUUGCGUUUCAGACUAUAAGCGAGCGAGCAUUCCACGCAAGAAGGUCCGGAGGUCUAAAUGCAGAACAUGACAAUUUGCCCUCUAAGCGGACUAAGAAAAAAGGAUAAACAGCCCCAAUCUUCCCAGAAUAUCUUUACCUCGAACGAAUUCGGCUUACUUCGUGGUACCUAACUAUAGAACGAUAUUAAAAAAAUAUUCCACCA
Pseudo-nitzschia multistriata is the source of this 5905-nucleotide messenger RNA. NCBI's taxonomy places the organism in Eukaryota, Bacillariophyta, Bacillariophyceae, Bacillariales, Bacillariaceae. The record is from the annotation of a GenBank genome assembly.